GAAUAGGUGAACAGAGACGACAGUCCGGCGGGUAGAAUAGAAAUCGGAAAUUCUAUUUCUAUGCAGAAAUAGCUAGUGAGUAGAUAUGUAAAUAUAAUAGUAUCAGAAACUACUCGUGUUGAAUACACUUGUUGAAUCUGGAGAACUAAUUAGUCUUGUAUUUGCGAUGUCGCGUUGCUGCUUGUAGUGAAUCAAAUUCUACUCGAAAGUUGUAAUUUUCUACUGGAUAACUAUAAAUUUAAGAAGCUGAAAAUCCAAUAUGACGAAUGCGAUGAAAAUGCCAUUUCCAAAAGGUGCUCCGGUAGUAGGAUCUAUCGAACAGAUUGUGUCCAACGUCGAAGGUGAAAAAUCAGAUACAACUACGUGGAUAAUUCCCAAUUUACAUUAUUCUAUCACGUCAAGUGCAAACAACAGUCUCGUAUCAAACAGUUUCACCGUAAGCGACGAUGACGGGAUUACUCUUACGUGGUGUUUAGCGAUUAUAAGAUCAGACCUGAAUGGUGUCGUAAGCUAUCGUUUAUUUCCAUUUUUCAUGCCCGAGAACGAUUGUAAAGAAGCAUUUGUAAACAUUGAAUUGUCCCUCAGUGACGAAGGGAAAAAACAGUUCUCUUCUAAUGUUGCUGAAAUUUGUAGAUUUAAUGCAAAAGAUCGGAACAGCUUAGUAAGUUUACAUGUAAAAGGCGAAUUAUCAACCCGCUCUGCAACCUACUGUAAAUGUAAAAUGAUUCACUCAAAUUUGCCUAAAUUUAGCGUAUCGAAAAAUUUAGGUAUUGCAUUCAAGAAUCUGAAAUUUACCGAUGUCAAGUUAUUGUCGAAUGAUGGCAAAGUUCUUGAAGCGCACAGGAUGAUAUUAUCUGCUAGUAGUACCGUCUUCGAUGCCAUGUUCACGCACCAGAUGAAGGAAAAUGAGCAACAGGAGGUAAAAAUCGUAGAUAUGAAUGGAGAAGUGAUGGAAGAAAUGUUACGAUACAUUUAUACAGAUAAAUCAGAAAAACUAGGACUUCUGACUAAAGAACUAUUUGUCGCAGCUGACAAAUACGAUUUGAAGGGAUUGAAAAUGAUGAGCGAAGAUACACUUGUCGCGAAUUUGUCGGUUUCCAACGCCGUAGAAAUUCUACGUUUUUCUGAAUUUCACAAUGCUACUCAACUCAAAACCAAAGUCGUCAAGUUCAUGACAACGAAAGAAAAUGUCGAAGUGUUCGAGACUGACGCAUGGAAAAGUUUCGAUCAGAUCAAUCUACUUAGAGAAGUAUGCGGGGCUUUUGCGAAACGCUAAACGAUUGCCGGCAAAGAUAUUUGUACUUUUAUUUGACCUAUUUUUUAAAUAAAAAAAUCAUCAAAUA
Messenger RNA from Planococcus citri (citrus mealybug), 1343 nucleotides. Its product is annotated as speckle-type POZ protein-like. The transcript has 2 exons. Gene Ontology annotation, biological process: regulation of proteolysis; proteasome-mediated ubiquitin-dependent protein catabolic process. Gene Ontology annotation, cellular component: cytoplasm; nucleus. Gene Ontology annotation, molecular function: ubiquitin protein ligase binding. The record is from RefSeq and is a predicted model, not a curated record. Bases 260 to 1276 code for a protein of 338 amino acids. NCBI's taxonomy places the organism in Eukaryota, Metazoa, Arthropoda, Insecta, Hemiptera, Pseudococcidae.